AUGCCGCCCAAGGCAAAGAAGGCUGCAGCCUCAGUCCCACCAGCAAGUGGAGCAUUGGCACUUGAUAGCUGUGUGAUCGCUUUUAGUGGAAGGUUCGCCGGCUAUCGACAGUCCGUUCUGGAGGAUAAGGUUGCCGGCUUGGGAGGGGAGCCCGCAAAGUCCGUCACCGCAGACACCACUCAUUGUGUCACGACUCAAUCCGAUUUUGACAAGUUGUGCACCAAGGUUUGGCAGGCCAAGGAUCGUGGCAUUUUCAUCGUCAGCCUCGAGUGGCUGCUUGACUCUGAACAGGCAAAUGCAAAGCAACCUGAAGCUCAGUACCUCUUUCAUGAUGCCUCCCAGAAUGGAACCACGAAAGGCAACAAUACCGUUGCGCCUUCCACCAAUCCUCCCUCCGCACAGCCUCCUGCUGCCACAAACAAUCCUCCCACGAAGCGGCAGGCAUCCCCCGUUGCCAUGGACUCGAGCCACGAGCCCAAUGCCAAAAAGACGAAGCUCGACCAAGUCGCACAAAACGGCAAGGCUGCUGUCAUAGGAAAGGAGCAGAUUGCGAAGUCGUGGGAUGUCCAGGUACCCCUUGAUGAAGGCUGCUCUCUCGCUGGAUAUGGUGUGCACGUCGAUGAAGAUAGUGUCAUCUGGGACGCUUCCCUCAACCAAACCAAUGCCGGAGCCAACAAUAACAAAUUCUACCGAAUUCAAGUCCUUGUUUCCACGGGAGAUGCAAAAACCUGGACUAGGUGGGGACGCGUUGGCGAACGUGGGAAGAACAUGAUUCUUGGAGACGGCUCCCUCCACGAUGCCAAGGUCCAAUUCGAGAAAAAGUUCAGAGACAAGUCGGGUCUGUCCUGGGCAAACCGCAUGAACGAACCUCUUCCCAAGAAAUACGUCUUCCUUGAGAAGAGCUACCAGCCGGACUCUGACUUAGAGGAAGACGUCAAGCCCUCCGAUGGCAAGGGAGCGACAAGAGAAGGCCCGCCGCCUUGCACCCUCGAGCCUGACGUCCAGCAGCUUAUGCAGCUCAUCUUCAACCAAAAGUACUUUGCUGCAGCCAUGACUGACAUGAACUAUGACCUGGACAAACUUCCCUUGGGAAAGCUCAGCAAGGCCACCAUCAUGCGUGGCUUUCAAACUCUGAAGGACCUCUCGGUUCGCAUGGAUGACCCUGCUGCUGCCACCGCCGCUGGCAACUCCAUGUCGGUCGAAGACCUCUCCAACCGAUAUUACUCUCUCAUCCCACACAGUUUCGGACGCAACCGCCCACCGAUCAUCAAUAAUCAGGAGACGGUCAAGCGGGAAAUAGAACUUCUUGAGACCUUGGCUGACAUGAAAGAUGCCUCCAACAUCCUGAAGGCGGAGAUUGAUGAGCGCAACAGUCUGCAUCCUCUGGACAGACAGUAUCGUGGCCUCGGAAUGGAGGAAAUGACAGCGUUGGACCCCAACGGGACCGAAUUCAAGCACCUGAAAGAGUACCUCGUCAACACGCGAGGUCACACGCACGCGGUGAACUACAGCAUCGAGAACAUCUUCCGCAUCGAGCGUCAGGGCGAGACGGCUCGAUUUAUCUCUGACAAGAUUUCUGACCGCCGUCUCCUGUGGCACGGCUCCCGCGCCACCAACUUCGGUGGAAUCUUGAGCCAAGGCCUCCGAAUUGCACCUCCAGAGGCGCCAGCCACCGGAUACAUGUUUGACAAAGGCAUCUACCUCGCAGACAUGAGCAGCAAGAGCAUCAACUAUUGCGUCCCCAGUAUCUCUGAUGGCACAGCGCUUCUCCUGCUGUGCGAGGCCGAGCUGGGCAAACCAAUGCAAGAACUCACUAAUGCUGAGUAUAAUGCAGCGAGUCACGCCAAGGCUAAGGGAGUCUGGUCGACCUUUGGAAAAGGCCUGACGGGUCCGCCGGUGUGGAAAGAUGCGCAGUGCGUCCAUUCCUCCCUGAAGGGCAUCAAGAUGCCCGACACGAGCCGAAAGCUGCCCGGUCCGACCAAGGUACUCGGAGCGUACUUGCAGUACAAUGAGUACAUUGCAUAUGACGUGUCGCAGAUACGCCUUCGGUACCUCUUCCGGGUCAAGGUGUGA
This is a messenger RNA of Diaporthe citri, 2073 nucleotides long. RefSeq lists its product as uncharacterized. Gene Ontology annotation, molecular function: NAD+ poly-ADP-ribosyltransferase activity. The record is from RefSeq and is a predicted model, not a curated record. The transcript has 2 exons. NCBI's taxonomy places the organism in Eukaryota, Fungi, Ascomycota, Sordariomycetes, Diaporthales, Diaporthaceae. The coding region runs from base 1 to 2073 and encodes 690 amino acids.